This is a messenger RNA of Dictyostelium discoideum AX4, 1362 nucleotides long. It is a transcript of the gene efaAII, whose product is annotated as elongation factor 1 alpha. The coding region runs from base 1 to 1362 and encodes 453 amino acids. The record is from RefSeq and is a predicted model, not a curated record. NCBI's taxonomy places the organism in Eukaryota, Evosea, Eumycetozoa, Dictyosteliales, Dictyosteliaceae. The transcript has 2 exons.
AUGGGUAAAGAAAAAACACAUAUUAAUAUCGUCGUUAUUGGUCACGUAGAUGCUGGUAAAUCAACCACCACUGGUCAUUUAAUCUACAAAUGUGGUGGUAUCGAUAAAAGAGUUAUCGAAAAAUACGAAAAGGAAGCUUCUGAAAUGGGUAAACAAUCAUUCAAAUAUGCUUGGGUUAUGGAUAAAUUAAAAGCUGAACGUGAAAGAGGUAUUACCAUCGAUAUUGCUUUAUGGAAAUUCGAAACCUCAAAAUACUACUUCACCAUUAUUGAUGCUCCAGGUCACAGAGAUUUCAUCAAGAAUAUGAUUACUGGUACCUCACAAGCCGAUUGUGCUGUCUUAGUCAUUGCCUCCCCAACUGGUGAGUUCGAAGCUGGUAUUGCCAAGAACGGUCAAACUCGUGAACACGCUCUCCUUGCUUACACUUUAGGUGUCAAACAAAUGAUCGUUGCUAUCAACAAGAUGGAUGAAAAAUCAACCAACUACUCACAAGCCCGUUACGACGAAAUUGUCAAAGAAGUUUCAUCUUUCAUUAAAAAGAUUGGUUACAACCCAGAAAAAGUUGCCUUCGUCCCAAUUUCAGGUUGGAAUGGUGAUAACAUGUUAGAAAGAUCCGACAAAAUGGAAUGGUACAAAGGUCCAACUUUAUUAGAAGCCCUCGAUGCCAUCGUCGAACCAAAACGUCCACACGAUAAACCAUUACGUAUUCCAUUACAAGAUGUCUACAAGAUCGGUGGUAUCGGUACUGUUCCAGUAGGUCGUGUCGAAACUGGUAUCAUUAAACCAGGUAUGGUCGUCACCUUUGCCCCAGCUGGUCUCUCAACUGAAGUUAAAUCAGUCGAAAUGCAUCACGAACAACUCCCAGAAGCCCGUCCAGGUGACAAUGUAGGUUUCAACGUUAAAAACGUUUCAGUCAAAGAAAUUAAAAGAGGUAUGGUCGCUGGUGACUCCAAAAACGAUCCACCACAAGAAACUGAAAAAUUCGUUGCUCAAGUUAUCGUCCUCAACCAUCCAGGUCAAAUCCAUGCUGGUUACUCACCAGUCUUAGAUUGUCACACUGCUCACAUUGCCUGUAAAUUCACUGAAAUCGUCGAUAAAGUUGAUCGUCGUACUGGUGCCGUCGUUGCCAAAGAAGGUACUGCCGCCGUCGUCUUAAAGAAUGGUGAUGCUGCUAUGGUCGAAUUAACCCCAUCUCGUCCAAUGUGUGUUGAAUCAUUCACUGAAUACCCACCAUUAGGUCGUUUCGCCGUCAGAGAUAUGAGACAAACCGUUGCCGUCGGUGUCAUCAAAUCAACCGUCAAGAAAGCCCCAGGUAAAGCAGGUGAUAAGAAAGGUGCUGCUGCUCCAUCAAAGAAGAAAUAA